CCCCUAAUUAACAUUAACAUGCAUGGUUACAUAAGAAUCCUAACGCCCGUGAUCUGAAGGCGCCGUCAUGUGGGUGGUUCAUGGUCCGUGUUAAUUAAACCUCCUGGAUCGAUCGCCACGUCAAGGGCGGAAUCAGAUUCCGACCGCCCCUCGCCACCGCCAAGUAAUCCAUCCUCCUUCUUGUUAUUAUAAUUGGUCAUCUUCUGCUGAUCAUCAUCGAUCUUGUUAAUCUCUUAAACCCUUGUUUCCUCACUUGAAAUUAAUUAACCAUAAUUUCUUCACUUCUUGUCCUCUUCUUCUUCUUCUUCUUCUUCUUCCUCACCAACUUCAUCAGUUCCCUCCUUGAUUAAUUUCCUCCUAUUCACCUGCAAGUAAUUAAUGGCUCGUCUAUGGAAUCUCUUUACCUCUCUUCACUCUCUAGCUGGGCCCAUCACAAUGCUGCUGUACCCCUUGUAUGCAUCAGUUGCAGCAAUAGAGAACACCUCAAAGGAGGAUGAUGAGCAGUGGCUGGCUUAUUGGAUCCUCUACUCAUUCCUCACUCUCAUGGAGAUGCUGUUCCAAUCCAUAUUAGAAUGGCUGCCCAUAUGGUAUGAUGUGAAGCUAGCAUUUGUGGCUUGGCUGGUCUUGCCACAGUUCAAAGGGGCAGCAUUCAUAUAUGAGAGGUUUGUUAGAGAGAAAAUCAAGAAGUAUGGACUGUUCGAUCGGCUUCAAAGGUCUCCCCAUGCCAAGGCAAAGUAAUAAGUAUAAUAAGAUCAGAGGACAGGAGAGAAGGAGGCUUGUUGAAGACAAAAGUAGGAAGAAACUUGUCACCUGUUGGAUCUCUUUUCCUUUCUCUUUUUCUUUUUUCUUUUUUCUCAACCUCUUCUAUGCUUUUGAGGUCUUCGAACAAUAUUAUAAUUUGUAACCUCUUAUUAAAUUGCUAAUAAGAGAUGUGCAAAAACUAUAAUCUCAGAUUAAAUUGGUAU
Molecule: messenger RNA, 965 nt
Organism: Diospyros lotus (date-plum)
Lineage: Eukaryota; Viridiplantae; Streptophyta; Magnoliopsida; Ericales; Ebenaceae
Product: HVA22-like protein e
Exons: 5
Coding region: 379-738 (119 amino acids)
Source: RefSeq, a predicted model, not a curated record